Messenger RNA from Acomys russatus (golden spiny mouse), 824 nucleotides. RefSeq names its product biliverdin reductase B (gene Blvrb). The coding region runs from base 109 to 729 and encodes 206 amino acids. The transcript has 5 exons. The record is from RefSeq and is a predicted model, not a curated record. Lineage: Eukaryota; Metazoa; Chordata; Mammalia; Rodentia; Muridae.
CUCCCCCCGCCUUGGGAAAGGAGGAGAGCAGCGCGCCACCUUGCCGCCAUUGGGUUCCAGCGCGUCCUUGGGACUUCUCAGCCUUUGGGAGCCUGGACCCCCGCAAGCAUGACUGUCAAGAAGAUCGCCAUCUUCGGUGCCACCGGCAGGACCGGGCUCACCACACUGGCGCAGGCGGUGGAAGCAGGUUAUGAGGUGACGGUGCUGGUUCGAGACUCCAGCAGGCUGCCGUCCGAGGGGCCCCAGCCAGCCCAUGUGGUGGUAGGGGACGUUCGGGAGGCGGCCGACGUGGACAAGGCUGUGGCUGGGCAGGACGCGGUGAUCGUGCUGCUGGGCACCCGCAACGACCUCAGUCCCACCACAGUAAUGUCCGAGGGCACCCGGAACAUAGUGGCAGCCAUGAAGGCACAUGGAGUGGACAAGGUCGUGGCCUGCACCUCGGCCUUCCUGCUAUGGGACCCAACCAAGGUGCCUCCACGCCUGCAGGACGUGACCGAUGACCACAUCCGGAUGCAUAAGUUGCUGCAGGAGUCGGGCCUGAAGUACGUGGCCGUGAUGCCCCCCCACAUAGGGGACCAGCCACUAACUGGGGCCUACACGGUGACCCUGGAUGGACGAGGGCCCUCGAGGGUCAUAUCCAAGCAUGACCUGGGCCACUUCAUGCUACGUUGUCUCACCACCACCGAGUAUGACGGGCACAACACCUACCCCUCCCACCAGUAUGAGUAGGGCCCUGGCCCUGGCGGGACGGUGGCACCCUGAGAAAUAACACACAUGGAGGGAUCAAUAAAUUUUCAGCCAAGAGCUUCAAAUUAUUUCAGAAA